Messenger RNA from Saccostrea cuccullata (small rock oyster), 2290 nucleotides. Its product is annotated as centromere/kinetochore protein zw10 homolog. Gene Ontology annotation, cellular component: chromosome, centromeric region; nucleus; RZZ complex. The coding region runs from base 29 to 2194 and encodes 721 amino acids. NCBI's taxonomy places the organism in Eukaryota, Metazoa, Mollusca, Bivalvia, Ostreida, Ostreidae. Gene Ontology annotation, biological process: mitotic spindle assembly checkpoint signaling; mitotic cell cycle; endoplasmic reticulum to Golgi vesicle-mediated transport. The transcript is spliced from 6 exons. The record is from RefSeq and is a predicted model, not a curated record.
AUUGGAGGCAAAAGAAAUUCAAGGGAAAAUGGAAGUACUGAGUAAAAAGAUGGAAGAUCUGAAAUUGGAAGUGUAUGAGGUCACCAAGGGAAAGUAUGUAGAUUUCUUCCCACAGCGACUCCAGACAACAUUGUCAUUAAAAGAGAAUGUAGAUAAAGUAACUGAGGACCUUCAUGAGGCCAGGGAGAAGAUUGAAAAUGAGGUGAAAAACCAGCUUACCCUUUCUAAGGAUGUGCUUACUACGUUAAAGGGUGACUUGGAGAACCACAGAUGUGUCUUAGUUAUAUUGGAGAGGCUAGUGCAGAUACAGGACAAUCUGGAAAGUGCUGCUUCUGCAAACAAACGACAGAGUUAUUCUGAGGCUGCCUCCUUCCUCGUGAAGGUGGAUGAGCUCCUAGGCACACCUCUAGAGGGAUAUGAGGGUAUACAGAUUCUACAGGCAUUACAGACCGAGACCUGUGUACAGAAAGAGAAGCUGAUCUACGAGGUGACAGAAAAAUGGAAAAGUUUGGUCACCUGGAAUUCCAGUGAUGCGAACACUCCAGAUAAAUCCAAACAGGUGUUUCAGCUGGAGCUGACGUCUGGAGGUAGUGUGCUGAGCGAGAUAAUCGGAGCAAUGGAGACUCUAGGAGUUCUGAAUUCUACAUUGAAAACUUUUGGGAACAGAUUAAAUUCAUACCUGUUCAAGCCAUGCAUCGUCAACUCCACAGCUGUUGUGAAGAACUCUCCGUCAAACAUCGUCAUAGUAACUGUCAACAAUGAGAAGACUCCAGUUCCACCAUCUCCCAAACAGAUGUACAUGAAUGUUAUGACCAUUAUUCAGGUUCUUGACAAAUAUUUCAUGAAUUUGACAGUACAGGAUGGUACCAAUUUCUUAUCAUGCAUUGGUAAAUAUGUUUCAAGGGAACUAUUGGAACUCAUAGUUAAGGAAUGUUUAACACCAGCCAUUCCUCAUAAUAACAAAGAAAUGUCCGAAUUUGAAGCAAAUUGUGUUGAACCAACAAAAUGUUUUCAAGAAACUCUUGUUAAUUUGAAGUUCAUUCCUGGUGAUGACAAUGCUUUGGAGGACUUUGUUAAGAACAUAGAUGUCCUUUUUGUCAAUAAGAAAUCCCAAGACAUUUUGGUGCGAGCCAGAGAACUAAUGAAGUCAGAGCUACACAACACAGUGAGGGUCUCAGACGAACAUCCACUCGGAGAAACAGCUGACAAGGAAGCUCCUUCUGGCAAGAAGUCUAGAAAAGUAGAGCUAGCUAGCUCCUGUCAACUCAGUACAGAUACUCUGAAGCUUCCAGCUUGUCAAAUCAGUGUGUGCACACAGCAGCUUAUGAUGCUGGCUUACGAGACCUUGGAGGAGGCUACUCAGAGUUCCCAGGAAUGUGCCAUACAGCUGUUCUUUGCCGUCAGAAACAUGUUUGAACUGUUCUGUAGGGUGUACCCCACAGCUCACCAGAAAGCCUUGGCCCUGUUUCCUCAGAUGAGUGCUGUGUUCAACAAUGACUGUAUGUUUGUUGCACAUCAUCUGGCAACCAUAGGGCACCAGUUCAAUAGAUCUCUUCCCCAGGAUGUGCAGGCGACGUUCGUGGACCUAAUACCCAAGAUCCGUGGACUGGGUACAGACACCAUGCUGAAACAACUUAACUCACAGAAAGACAUCAUGAGGGAAUAUCUAAAGGCUGCCAAGGGUUUUGUCAGUGUGUCUGAAGGGUCUAACUCUGCCAGUACUGAGAAGGCUGUCAAACAAGUGCUCCAUCAGCUAGGGCAUCUACAGAAGGUGUGGCAGGAGAUUCUACCUGUCAGUCAAUACCGGAGAUCAAUAGGUACUCUGCUGAACAAUGUGGUUAUGGAGAUCUGUGACCAGGUGGUCCGACUGGAGGACAUUUCUGCUUCAGAUGCUACACUUAUAGCAAAUCUGAUGUCACUCAUCCAGAAGAGGGCAGGUCCUCUAAUGAAAUCAGCCAGUGAUGACGGUGAUGUUAAUGUUACCAUAGAACUCCAGCGAAACGUGCCAAAAUGGUUAAGAUUUACAGAAAUAAUCACCCUACUGAACGCCAGUCUACUGGAGAUCAAUGAUAGAUGGGCAGAUGGAAAAGGACCUCUGGCAAAUGAACUCACAGCUUCAGAAGUGAAACAGAUGAUCAGGGCUUUGUUUCAAAAUACAGACAGACGAUCAGCAAUUUUGGCUAAAAUAAGAUAGUAUUAUUUACAUAUAAGACAUUUUUAAGUUAUGGAUGUGCAAUGAAUAGCUGUAUUGUGGCAUUUACAUGUAAUUGUUAUUGGUGAUUGUUAACUA